This is a messenger RNA of Cydia amplana, 1037 nucleotides long. RefSeq names its product tetraspanin-7-like. Gene Ontology annotation, cellular component: plasma membrane. The record is from RefSeq and is a predicted model, not a curated record. NCBI's taxonomy places the organism in Eukaryota, Metazoa, Arthropoda, Insecta, Lepidoptera, Tortricidae. The transcript is spliced from 5 exons. Bases 128 to 835 code for a protein of 235 amino acids.
UAUACGGCCAAGACCCGCACAUGCGCGUUGCGACGAUCAACAUUACGCGCACAACCCACCCAGCCCCAAGCUAAACACUUCAUCCAACAUUUUUCUGAAAUCCAUGAAUGAAACAACGUAAGCAGUAAUGGGGAACCAAUUCAAAAACGUGGCGGUGAUAGCCUGCCUGAAAACCUUUCUGUUCAUCUUCAACAUCGUGUUCUGGUUAUCAGGCCUGCUGCUACUGAUAGUGGGGCUAUGGGCGGAAUUCGACCUGUACAAGUACAUGCAGCUAUCGUCCGAGUUCUCCGGCACCGCGCCGCACGCCAUGAUCGCCAUCGCCGGGCUCAUCGUGCUGGUCAGCUCCGUCGCCUUCACCUGUAUCAUCAAGGGGCAGCCCGUGCUGCUGUACAUCUACGGCGGUUUCCUGGCCUGUAUCUUCAUGAUGGACGCAGGCGUGGGUGCAUCGGUGGCGUGCUACCGCGACACCUUCUCCAAGGGCCUGUACGACGGCCUCACGCAGACGCUCGUGUCCGGCGACCGACACCGAGGCAACUUUGACUUGGCUCAAGCUACUCUACAUUGCUGCGGCGUGUCUAACUACACGGACUGGGUGCGCGUGCAGCGCUCCAUCCCUCGGUCGUGCUGCGUCAACCCCGACGAUUGCAUCACUGCCAACUAUAGCCACGUAUAUCAAGCGGGCUGCUACAAAGUAAUCGUAGAAUAUCUCGAAAGCAACAUGAGCAUCCUGAUUGGCAUCGCAAUCGGCACCGCACUGUUUCCACUGGUCGGCACCGUCCUGUCGUGCUGCCUCGCGAGUUACAUCAAGAAAUCUAAGUAUGACGCCAUGAACUGAGCGCUACGGCAUGCACCUGUGGGGACAACCGACGCGAGAUUCUAAGUAUUAAAAUGCUGGUUUCCAGCUCAUACUGCACUUUGCGUCGUAGAGAAAUCCCCAGCCUUUCUGUACAAUGCAACAUACUAAGGUACAGCGUGAGCGGAGACCAACGCCUAAACAAUGGACUGAAUGAUUAUAUACUCAAUUAAUAUUAGAAUUA